Mixia osmundae IAM 14324 is the source of this 1366-nucleotide messenger RNA. RefSeq lists its product as uncharacterized. The record is from RefSeq and is a predicted model, not a curated record. Gene Ontology annotation, molecular function: oxidoreductase activity. The transcript has 6 exons. The coding region runs from base 1 to 1221 and encodes 406 amino acids. Gene Ontology annotation, cellular component: cytosol. NCBI's taxonomy places the organism in Eukaryota, Fungi, Basidiomycota, Mixiomycetes, Mixiales, Mixiaceae.
AUGUUGUUUGCUGUCCGAGCCUCAAUCUAUGAGCACGCUAAGCGCCUUCAGUGUACUCCUACUUACGGCGAGCGCCCGGCGCCUAUCUGCCAAUUGACAGAAGAGCACGUCGUAGGUCCUGCUGCCGUUGAUCUAGUCGGCAAGGCUCUGGGCGAUCUCGACAUGGUCAGUGUGGCAGCAGCUAGCCCCGCUAUUAAGAAUGCCGUCUUUACGUGCUGCCGUGCCGAAUGGCAGAUGCGAUUUACCUGCUCACUACCGCUCACGGCGAUCCUGCUGGCCAGACCAAAGACAUAUCUCACUUGUGGCGAUACAGAGCAGAGCUAUGAUCGCAUACCUGGCACAGAUUUGCGAUGCAUCGACCUCUUCCCUAUCCCAGAGUAUGCGAGCUCUCGAUCGUUCAGCAAUAGCACGAGGGCUAGCAUGGUGUUCAAUGUCUCGAGACUAGAGGGCAAAAACGUCCUGGUUACCGGCGCUUCUGCUGGUAUCGGCAGAGAGACAGCGAGACUGUUUGCAAAGGCAGGCGCUAAUGUCAUCCUUGCUUCUCGACGGAAGCCAGUGCUCGAGGAGUUGAAAGCGCUCAUCGAGAAAGAAAGUAGCGGCGUCAAGGUCGAAGCAGUCGAGCUCGACAUGACCAGCAAGGCGUCUGUUGGCAGCUUACUUGAUCGUGUCAAACUCAGACCGCUCGACAUACUCAUCAACAACGCCGGUGGCGUUCUGGGUACCGAGAAAGUUGGCGAGAUCAAGCAAGAGGAUAUCGAAUGGAUGAUCUCGACCAACGUCACUGGACUCAUACAGCUCACCCAAGCAGUCGUACUCGAGUUCAAGAAGAACAACUCAGGCCAUGUCAUCAACAUUGGCAGUGUUGCCGGUCGAGAGCCUUACGCCGGCGGUUCGAUAUACUGCGCGUCGAAACAUGCCGUUCGCGCUUUCACAGGCUCUCUGCUUCGAGAGCUCGUCGAGACGCCCAUCAGAGUCAGUGAGAUACAGCCUGGUCUUGUAGAGACCAAUUUUAGCGUACAUCGCUUCCGAGGCGACAAAGCGAAGGCGGAUGCUAUCUAUGCUGAUUUGGAUCCACUCACGCCAGAAGAUAUCGCUGAAGAGAUCGUAUGGGUCGCUGCGAGACCGCCGCAUGUCAACAUUGCAGAACUAUUUGUCAUGCCCGUCUCACAAGCCAGCGCCGGCAUCAAGUAUGCAGGCGGCAAGCGGUUCGCAAAGCCAUAGCGUAUCAUGCACUAACAAUGCAAUGUAUGAUGUCAUCGCUGCAUCCCGCUCACGACUCAUCGCGUGUGCGAACGAUGAUCUCCGGUGGUAUUGUUUUCGCUCGAAAGGCGCAGCCUGACUUGCCCACGGCUUCGAAUGUCGGCAA